AUGGCACCGCCACGGUCAGUCAGUGGCUCGGUGGAUGUCAGCGAAUCUUCGGAGACGUCUGCAACCUCCAAUGUCGUUAUUAGAACCGCAAUGACUGAGGAACAGCUUAAUGAGUUCAUUUUGAGCUGCUCGAAGGGUGUCGGCACUCUCGUGCACACCAUAGAAGAAGAAAUAGAAAAACUCCCAGAAGGCGUUCAGUCACAAGACGAAAUUGAGAGCCAGAUAAGGUACUUGGAGGAAGAAAACGAAGCUGCCGCAGCGGAAUUGAAACAGCUCGUAGCAGCUGUACGCAGUGUGCGGGAAGCACUGAGGACAGCGUACAGGGAAGCCGCGACGGACGGCACUCGCAUCACAAUAGACUAA
Eimeria necatrix is the source of this 363-nucleotide messenger RNA. RefSeq lists its product as hypothetical. Bases 1 to 363 code for a protein of 120 amino acids. The transcript has 2 exons. The record is from RefSeq and is a predicted model, not a curated record. NCBI's taxonomy places the organism in Eukaryota, Apicomplexa, Conoidasida, Eucoccidiorida, Eimeriidae. Gene Ontology annotation, cellular component: mediator complex.